This is a messenger RNA of Danio aesculapii, 5345 nucleotides long. RefSeq names its product SR-related CTD-associated factor 1 (gene scaf1). The transcript has 10 exons. NCBI's taxonomy places the organism in Eukaryota, Metazoa, Chordata, Actinopteri, Cypriniformes, Danionidae. The coding region runs from base 176 to 4885 and encodes 1569 amino acids. Gene Ontology annotation, molecular function: RNA polymerase II C-terminal domain binding. The record is from RefSeq and is a predicted model, not a curated record.
UUUUGGAAGGGAAAGCAAAAUGGCGGAAUCGGAUGGGAUGGGCCUCUUAUUGUGUUCCUAAAAAAAUGUUUCGUGCCUCUGAAUUCUGUUUUAAAGUUAACAAAAACACCGUGGAGGGUUUUAGCAGGUUCUCAGCUUUGGAAUUCACUAGCCGAUUCACCUCUGCGCCAUAAAGAUGGGAACAGAUGGACAGGCUGAAAAGGAUGAAGCAGAUGUUGUGCCAGGAGAGUCACAGACUGAACAAUCUCCUAAUGAAGAGGAGGAAGUGGAGUCUAAAACAGACAGAAGGACACUUGGCUUAAGAUGUUUCCAAGGAAACAGAGAGACCUCAGAGGAUGAGCCUAGUGAACUGGGGGCUGCAGCUGUUACUUCUUCUGAGCCUGUGUUUCUUGUGCCUCAGCUAAGCUCACAUCCUCAGUUUCUGGACUGCAAUUUUGAUGUUGAGCUAACAGCGGAAGUGAAAGUAGAUGAUGGUGCAUCGCUUGCUAUGUUGACAUCCGUUACCCCAAACCUUUGUUACCAGAAGCCAGGCUCUUUCUUAAAAGAACAUCAUCUCUUCCCACCAUCUUUAAGGAAAAAGAGAGUAUCUACAGACCAUUUUUUGACUUUAGACUCUUUUGCUGGAUUGUGCACUAGUGUAAUUGAAACCCCGGAACAGACGCACAUGCCUUGUUCUUUUAAAAACUCUGAGAGGAUUAUAGAAAUGGCCAAAAGCCCUCUUCCUUCAUCACCAUCCAACUCACCAUCAUCUCCUUCAUCUCCUCCCUCUUCACCCUCAUCGUCCCCCUCAUCAUCAUCUCCUGGUGGAAUGGGUACAAACUACCAAGAGAAUGAAGACAGAGGCCAUGCAGGUGAUAACAGGGUCAGCAAAGGAAAUGGAGACUUUGUGUCAUCAACUUCAUCUUCUCUGGUGCCAUCAUCAGUGCCUGUGCCGCCACCUUCUUCUGAUACUUCACUCCAUGCAUCAUCAUCAUUUACACAUCCAUGCAAUGAUGGACAGAGCGAGAGUUUAGAAAAUGAUAUAUACGACCCCUUUCACCCAACUGAGGGUGAGGGAGAGAGAGACCGGCCAUCCACUGAGGACGAGGAGGAAGAGGUUGAUAAGUAUGAUCCAUUUGAACCAACAGGUUCUCCUGCGUCUGAAACAGAAGAAGAGAAAAGAUGUUUUGAUCAGGAGAAUGAAGGAGGAAGCAGCAUUAAUAGUGAAGGGAAUUUUAAAACUGAAAAAGAAUUGGAAAUCAUGGAACCUGCUGGCACAGAGGGAGGUCCUCCAGAUUCAACAGAAACUGAUGCUCCAUCUUCAGUCUUCAAAAAUGUAUCUUUAGAACUCAGCAGCAAGUGCUCCUUUAAAGACAGAAUGAGGGAACAGGGAAAAAAUAAAAAACAAGGAACAGACUCUGAGCACUCUGAAAUAGAAGAAGGAGAGAUAGUGGGGGCCAGUGAAAGAGUACGGGAACGAGUGAUUGAAAGAAGGAGAGAAGUGUUGCUUCCAUCCUCGUGUAGUCCCUCUUACCUCCAAGGUGGUGUCCCUAAGCCAGAGAGGAUUUUGCGAGUAUUGGAGGGUGAUGGAUUUGUGUCCGUCCGUGCUGAUGAAGAAUGGGAGAGGGAACCAGUGGCUUCUGUGGGUGUUGGAGACCUGAGAAGAAAACUGACGAGUAGGCGGAAAGAGAAAUUCAGAUCAUGCCCUUCUUCUGCAUCUAUAUCACCUCCACCUGCAUCUGUUUUGCCUUUACCUUCUUCAUCUUUCCCAAGUUCACCACCUCUAUCCACGGAUAAAGGAAGAAGUCGCAAAUCAUCCAAAAGUUCAAAGGACAGAGAUAGACGUAAGCGGAAGGAAGGAAGAGGAGACAAGGAAAAGAGGAAAAAGCGGAAAGAGGAGAAGGAAUCAGGUGAAGGGAAAAGGGAAAGUAAAGGGGGUGACCAUGAAAAUAGGAGUGAAAAAGAGAUCAAAGACAAGGAUAGGGAAAGAAGAAGUAGUCGAAGUGAUAGUCGCAGGAGGAAAAAGAGACGCAGGAGCACUCCAGAACUUUCCUCCCGCUCCCACUCACAGAAUGCCUCCCGACACAACACACAUAGCCGCAGAUCUUGGUCCAGCCACUCAGAAGACAGGCACAAAAAUAAAGACAGGGAUAAGGAGAGGGAGAGAGAGCGAGAAAGGAACCAUGCAAGAGACAGGGAUAGGGACCGGUGGCGAGAUGACAGGGAUAGAGAGAGAGACAGAGAAUCCAGAAGAAGAGAUGAACGAAGGAGAGUUCGAGAUGAAGAUACUAGGAGGUCCAGUAGCAGAGAGAGAGUCAAUACAAGAAGAAGCAGAGACAGUAGAGACAGAGAGAAAGAUAUGGUAAGAGACAGAGAUCGAGACAGGGACAGGAGAAGAGAUAGCAGACCUGUUGUACCCCCGUCAAUUCAGGAUCUCAAUGGCUCUGAUCUUUUCGCAAUUAAGCGUACAAUCACUGUUACUACCACUACUACCACCACCACAGUCCCAAGUUCACCACCACGUAGCCAACGGCGCUCCCAUACCCGAUCUCAGAGUUCAGACAAACAUCGUAAGAGAAAGAAGAAACGCAGAAGACGAUCAGAGGAUGAGGAAAGAAAGGAUGAGGGAAGCAGGAGCAGGUCCCGACCCACCUCUCUCUCACCUCCUCGUUAUGGAUAUGAAUCAGAUCGUCUUUCAGACCGUCCUGAGGUAGACACGCACUCUUUGGAUGGGGAAGCACUAGAUUCAGAUUACCUUUUUCUAGGAGACUCACCACUACUUCCCCUUCCUCCUGAGCCCCCUAUACCCAGUCCCAAAAUUCAAUCCGGAACACCCAAAACCAGCCGGCAUCAUCUGAAGAAGAAAUCCAGAUCUGGCAAGACAGUUGGUCAGUCUGAAUCCACCUCAUCAUCUUCUUCUCAUAGACCAAAACCCAAAAGUAAAAACCUUUCAUCUGUCUCACCACCUCUUUCUGCAUCCUCAGGCAACACCACUUCUCUUCAGCCCACAGCUUCCUCAUCUACUAUCAAGCGGGAAAGGAAAACUGGUAAGGAAAAAGUUGGAAAGAAGGAUGCCGGGCGUUCUGGGAGGUCCAAGAAGCUCAGUGGGGGCAACAGAAAGGGUAAGCUCCAGUCUAAAGUGUCUGUCCUAGUACGUGAGGGUGUUAGCAGCACCACUGGGAACUCUGGGAAAUUGGGCCUUGAUCUUCUUGGACCUGGUGGUGUUGUAAGUGGAGCUUCAGGGCCCUCAGUCGUUGGUGGGUCUAUUGCCGUGGUGUUCCGCAGGGACAAUGAGAGUCGGUCACCAUUUCUUAAGCCCUGCUCAGAGACAUUGGCUCUUCCCGGGAGAGGCAAAGACCCAAGCAAAACUGGGAAGCAACGCAACAUACUCGGCCCUCCGUCAUCAACAAACCAGAGUGGACUUAAGCCUAAGAAAGCCAAGCCAAGCUCUGCUACAUCCACAUCCUCAUCUGCCUCUUCCCCUACUUCCUCAUUGGCAGCAAAACGUAGAAGGAGGCCUGGAAAGAAGCCCAGAGAGAAAAGGCUGACUGUGGAUGGAAGUGAUUCUAAAGGUGCUAAUAGUAGUAGCACAGUUGGUGGUGGUUGGGGCGGGGUAUCAACAGAAAUGCAGCCGUUGGUUGGGGUUGGAUCCAAGCCAUCCAGUCCUCCUUCAGCUCCUCCUGGACCCACUCCCUCAUCCUCUUCAUCGUCCUCCACUUCUUCAUCAGCUAGCAUCCUUCCUCCAUCCUCCUCACCACCACACACAUCCCCACUGUCUUUGCCUCCGUCUCGAGAUACAAGAGAGUCGUCCCCAGACUCUCAAACUGUUGAUAGUAGCUGCAAGACGCCAGAGCCUUCAUUCCUCUUAGAGGAUGGCCCCGUUCAGUCCAAAGCCUCAUCUCUCACACCAUCAAAGUCCCCUGCCAGCCCUCCUGGUCUGCUGACAUCACAGAUGAGGGGUGAUACAAUAUCUCAGUCCGGUACCAUUUCUAAGCCUCUCCCACCAGAUGAUCAGAAAGCAUCACCACCAUGCUCCACUUCAGCUGCUUCAUUGUCAGUUAUCUCCCAUUCCAGUGCUACUCUAGCAAAUGAUCCUUCUUCCUCCUCCUCCUCUUCAGUAUCUUCAUCUUCAGUAAACAAGCCACCACCACCUCCACCCCCACCACCAUCAGCCCCGCCAUUACCCUGGAGUCUACAAACCGGAGUGGACUGCACUGCUGGAGGUGUUUUGGCAUUGACAGCUCUCCUCUUCAAAAUGGAGGAGGCCAAUAUAGCCAGUAGAGCCAAAGCACAGGAGUUCAUACAGGCUACAAGUCAGAUUCUCUCUCAGGCCAAUCAGAACCAAUCACAGCCUCACCCUUCUUCAUCAUCUUCAUCUGUUUCAUCACAAGUUCCUCCACCUCCAUCACAUGCUCCACCCCCGGGCCCCACUCCUGCGCAGUUUAUUCUCCACAGCUCUGUUCCUUUGGUUGGCUGCACCAAAACGCCUCCCUCACACUUGCAUUCUGGACUCUCCAUGGGUGGAGGCUGUGCUCAGACUCCACCGCCUCCAGGAUUAACUGGGCCAACAGGGGGCAGUGAAACAGGCUGGGACAGUGAAAGCAAAGACCCAGAUAAGUAUCUGAAGAAGUUGCACACCCAGGAGAGGGCAGUAGAGGAAGUCAAAUUGGCAAUCAAGCCAUAUUACCAGCGCAAGGACAUCAACAAAGACGACUACAAGGAUAUCUUAAGGAAAGCUGUACACAAGAUUUGUCACAGCCGAACAGGUGAAAUCAAUCCAGUUAAAGUGAGUAACCUGGUCAAGCUUUACGUCCAGAGGUACAAAUAUUUCAGAAAGCACGGCCGCAAGAUGGAUGACGAAGAGAGAGAGGACAGAGAGUCUGCCUCCAUGCAUUCCUCAACAUGAUUGGACAAAGACUGGUUAUUUUGUUCCAUCUGGUCGAACAAGUUUGCUAAAUCUACUCCCCUGCACGUGUUUGGGCCCACCGUGGCUAUUGAGUGACCGUCGUUUGUUAUAUUGCUCUGUUCCCCCUAUGUGUUGACAUCAUGUAAACUUGAGUACUCCACCCUCCUUCCCGUCUCUCUUUCUUGUCUUGCUAUAAAUAACUAUGAAUAUAGAAUUGUGGUUUGGCUCUAAAGUAUACUGAAAACGGUCAAAAUAGGGAGAGAUCAAGAUGACACGAUAUUUCUUAUGAUAUUCAAUCUGUACAUACUUUAAGUACACUACAUGGGUGUUCAUUCUUCAUCUCUCCCUUUCUGAGAUUGGUGCACAUUUUAAGUAGACAACUAGGUUACUCAGUUAUUACUAUUGGGGUUUCGAGUAUGAAAAAGUGAAUGAAAGAAUAGAAAACUGAAUGUUAACGUUA